Messenger RNA from Plasmodium malariae, 2133 nucleotides. Its product is annotated as STP1 protein. The transcript is spliced from 3 exons. The record is from RefSeq and is a predicted model, not a curated record. Bases 1 to 2133 code for a protein of 710 amino acids. NCBI's taxonomy places the organism in Eukaryota, Apicomplexa, Aconoidasida, Haemosporida, Plasmodiidae.
AUGGAAAAAUGCCUUUUUGCAUUAAGUUAUUAUUCAACGCAAGAAUUUAAAAGCAUUAAGCAAUAUAUACAAAAUAAAACAAGAUACUUAAAUAAUGAAAAUAAAAACAAAUUUAGGAGUGUGUGCCUAGAAUUGGCUGAUUAUCUAAUAAGGAAUAAAACUGCACCACUUUACAGAGAUAAAAAUAAGUGGGAAGGUACACUAAAGGAGUAUAUAAAACCUUACUAUAAACAUCUAACUAAAUAUGGAGGAUGCCCUGUGAUUUUAUAUGAAAAAGAUAAAGCUAUUUUAGAUUUACAAUAUGAAGUGCAUGAUUUCUGUGAAAAAAAAAAUGUUGAUCUGAAAGAAAUAUCUCGCUUAAAAAAACUAUAUUCAAAUAAAUGUGUUUCUACAUGUGCAAGGAAAUGUAACGAAUAUAAUGUGUGGAUUAAUGAGAGGCAAAAAUUUUUUAAGACAAAAGAAAGCUUAAUUAAAGAUUGUUACCAAGAAACACAAACAAAAAGAGGAAGUAAAAAAUCAUCAUGUAACAUACUGAAUCCUGAAACGUUUAAUACACUUGAUUAUUGUGUAACUGUUCGUUCAAAUCUAGAAGGCCAAUCUGCAUAUGAAGAAGGAAAUUCACAAAAAGUACAUCCAAAUGGAAAUAUAGAACAAACUGAAUCUCAAGCUUCAACGCAAAAAGGCGCUGAAGUUAAACACGAACAAACACAACCUGAAACAGGAGUGCAACUCGAACAGGAAACUCAUCAAGAAGGAAUAUCAUCACCACCUGAUACUCCAACGACUAACGAUACCAGUAUGAGACCUGAAGAUGCACCACCAAAAGCAUCAAUGCUUCCUCAAGUUGAAGAAAAAUUACCAUUAGGUGACACUACAUCAGAAUCUAAAACUGAUAAAGACUUAAAAGUAAAACAAGUUACUAAUUAUCCUUCUGUAUCUUCUGAAAGAUUACCUAAUGUAGUAAAUUCUUCUGUUAUACAUCAACCCCCUAAUAUUUCAGGACUAUUUAAAAAAAGGAAAAAAAUAAAAAGAAGACAAGUGAAAUUCCUCAGAAUACCACUACCUUCAUAUUCUAACAUUAAAAAGAAGUUUCUAACAUAUGAUCAUUUAGAACACCCAAUAUAUGAUAAUGAAGAAAUUAUGAAAAAAAUAAAAAUACGUGAUAAUAGCACGAAAAAAAAUGUAAAUUCAUCGAAACUAACAAAGAACAGGCAUAAAACUAUCAUAGAAGUACAUAUGGAAGUACUUGAAGAAUUUAGAAAUAAAGAAUGGGAAUUCAGCAAAGGAGAAUUUUUAGAAAUAUGUCUAGAAGUAUUUAACAAAGAUGAUGAUAAAACAUAUACUAAUUUAGAAAAUGCUGAAUCAUUAUUGGAAAAUACUAAAUGUAGCAGUGAUAUUGAAAGAAAAAAAAUUCUGUGGAAUAAAUGGAUAGAAAGACAUAGAAAUAUUUCUGAAAAUUUGAAAAAAGAAGUUUGGUUUAACAAUCUCAAAAAUGAAUGGAAAAAAGAACACAACUAUAUAAAAGAAAGCAAAAAAUCAAAAAAAAAUCCUUCAAAUAAAAUUCAAAAGGUUCCAUUUCUGGAAAGAGAAAAAGAUAUAUGGAGACAGUGGAUAAUAAAAAACAAAGUAAUUAUAGAACAAUGCUUGGAACAUAACUCAUUUAACGAAUUUACAGAACUAAAAAAUAUUUCAGAAGUAUACGAAAAUGAACAAAAUAUAAUUAAUUUAACACUAAUAAAUAUAAAGGAAUUACAACAAAGAGAGAGUUUUGAAGAAUUAUAUAGAUGUAUAAAAGAAAACAUAGUAGAAAAACUUUGUAUACUUGUAUAUAUGACGAUAUUAGAAGAAUGUAAUAAUGAAGAGAAUAUAGAAAAUAGGAAAUUAUAUUUGGAUAGUUCCAUAAAUGAUUGGAAAACGGAAGAAUAUUUAGAUAGGAAACAUGAAAUUACAGAAAAUAUGACUGACAUUAAUAGAGAUGUUUUACACAAUAAAAAAAAUAAUGAAAUUCAUAAUUGUGCAAGAGAUUAUUGCUUAAGAAAAGACAUAGAUGAAUGGAUAAUGGAAGAUAAUACAAUCGUAAAUUCCAUAUCCAAAGAAAAUAAUGAACUAAAAUCUGAUCAAAUAGUAGAAUAA